Messenger RNA from Papaver somniferum (opium poppy), 615 nucleotides. RefSeq lists its product as uncharacterized. The record is from RefSeq and is a predicted model, not a curated record. The transcript is spliced from 2 exons. Bases 72 to 503 code for a protein of 143 amino acids. Lineage: Eukaryota; Viridiplantae; Streptophyta; Magnoliopsida; Ranunculales; Papaveraceae.
GAUCGAGUAUUCAACAAAAUUUAGAUCGAAGAAUAGAAAUUUCAAAAUCAUCAGAACUAAGGAAAAAAAAAAUGAGUUCGAAACUGAGUCCAGCAUUUGCAUACACAGUUGUAUAUGUGAAAGACGUAGCAAAAUCAGUAUCUUUUUAUGCAAACGCUUUUGGUUAUAAUGUCCGCCGGUUGGAUGAAUCUCACAGAUGGGGAGAAUUGGAGAGUGGGCAGACUACGAUAGCGUUUACACCAAAGCAUCAGCACGAGACAGAUGAUUUAACGGGAGAAGUUCAGGACACAAAGGCACAGAAAAGGGAGGCUGUUGAGGUGUGUUUUGCUUAUGAAGAUGUGGAUGCUGCUUUUAAGAGAGCAGUAGAGAAUGGGGCAAUACCAGUUCAUGAGCCUGAAGAGAAAGUUUGGGGACAAAAAGUUGGAUAUGUUCGUGAUAUUGAUGGAAUUGUUGUUCGGAUAGGGAGUCAUGUUAGGAACAACCCAACACCACCAUCUUCUUAAUUUAAAACUAGCUCUAAUUUUCUUUCUCUAUCUGUAUUUCUGAUCUGAUAUGAUCGCACUAGUAUCAAGAAAUGAUUAGUGGCAACAAAUAAUUAAGCUGUCUUUGUUUUGU